Messenger RNA from Adelges cooleyi (spruce gall adelgid), 1486 nucleotides. Its product is annotated as glutamate-gated chloride channel-like. The transcript has 12 exons. Lineage: Eukaryota; Metazoa; Arthropoda; Insecta; Hemiptera; Adelgidae. Gene Ontology annotation, cellular component: membrane; neuron projection; synapse. Gene Ontology annotation, biological process: regulation of membrane potential; chloride transmembrane transport; signal transduction. Bases 224 to 1486 code for a protein of 420 amino acids. Gene Ontology annotation, molecular function: transmembrane signaling receptor activity; neurotransmitter receptor activity; chloride channel activity. The record is from RefSeq and is a predicted model, not a curated record.
UGCACUACACGCUUUCGGUGUGUUUUUGACUUUUGUAGAUUUUUAAACUUUACGCCACCAUACGCACCUUGAAAACCUUUUUCACGCUCUACCAAGUUCACAUACUUUCCGCGCCCAAUUCCCUUGGCCUCCAUUCAUUUUCGGACAUCAUCUUCAUUGUCUUCAGUACUGUCAACACUCCAUUCAACAUUUCCGCCGCACGUACAAGGUCUCUUUUCGUGAGAUGUUCAUUUUGACCAGAUUAAUUUACUGGUUUUUAUGUUGUUUAACAUUGAUAAAAAGUAAUUACUCCUCUACUGCAACAGAAUCAAUACUCAAACUCGAAGACAAAAAAUCAGAUAAAGAAAUAUUAGACUUUUUGCUUGACGAAGAAAAAUAUGACAAGAGAUCUUUACCACCAACAAAACGACCUUCUAUAAUCAAUAAUAGUUUAAUAUUGUUCAUGGUAAGUUCGCCGGACGAGACAAGCCUGAAAUAUGAAGUUGAGUUCCUGCUUCAACAAGAGUGGUACGACUCGCGAUUACAACACAGUAAUACAAAGUAUGAUUUUCUUAACGGUUACUAUCAUCAGGGCGAUAUUUGGCUGCCAGACAUCAACUUCCACAUGCACGGUGACUUCAAACCAUCUCAAAGGCCAAUUCGUUAUACUUUGCGCAUUUUCAAAGACGGAAGAGUCGAAUACGCUACAAGGCAUCACUUGGUAAUAAACUGCGAAGGCCGUAUGAACGUUUUUCCUUUCGACAAUCCUAUGUGUACUUUUUCAUUGGAAAGCAUAUCCUAUGAAAACUCGGAUGUGAAAUACUCGUGGAAGAAUAAUGGGAAAACCCUAAGCAAAUAUCGCUACAUGAAAACUGUUAAUGCCAACUUGGAACGGAACAAAACAUUUGAAUGUGCUUCGGUGGAAAGAUGGAGAGGCAACUUCAGCUGUCUUCAAGUGGAUUUAAUCUUCAGCAGGGACAGAACGUUCUAUUUCGCCACAAUAUUUAUACCUAGUUUUAUUCUCGUGACGUCAUCGUUCGUCACGUUCUUUCUCGAUUGGAACGCCAUGCCAGCCAGGACCAUCAUAGGUGUAACGUCCAUAUUGAACUACUUCACUACAUGCAACAGCUUCCGUCGAACUCUGCCUGACGUGGGAAACUUGACUGCCAUGAACGUUUGGGACGGCGUAUGCAUGUGUUUUGUGUACAUAAGCUUUUUGGAAUUUAUUGUUGUCAACGUGGUCGCAAGAAGAAAAACAUUGUCCAAAACAAACAGCCGUAAGAUAAGCGAUAACAACAAAGUAUCACAAAAUAAGGAAAAAUGGAGUUGUACAAAUUCGCUUCUUGACAAUAUUACAUCAAAUAAGUACAAAAAAGGCAAAAAACCUUCGCGGAACCCAGUUGGCAUAGCUAAUGCGAUCGACAAGAUAGCUCAGAUCAUAUUUCCUUUUAGCUUCGGGAUAUUUCUUCUGAUUUUUUUUGUGUAUUAUCACACAAACAGCGAAUAA